UUCUUCGGCCACUUAAAUGACUUUUGAGUCAAAUUAUGAAAACCCCAAUUACCUAGACGGUGUCACCUGAUUUUGCCUGUUGGUUAAAGUGUCUAGGAGUAAGUAUAAGAAGGCAAAGAGGCCCAUUAGUGAAAUCCUCCCCCUCCUCCUGUAUUCCUGGCAAAUGGGUGUAGAUCAUGACCUUUCUUGCUCUACCCCUGCCCUCACACAGGGAUACAACUGUCCUACAAUUUUGGGGCUUCAGCCCGUAGCUCUGGUGGAUCAUGUUGCCAGGGUAGACUGGACCUUGCUAGAUUCCAUUCCAGGAGAGCGAGGUGGCUCUCAGAGAGUGACAGUGGAGGAGCUGGAGCAUAUAUUAGCUGAAGUGAGUAUGCAUAUGCUUCCAUAUUCAGAAAAUAUCUCUCCAAUUAGAACAAUUGCUGGUGGUAGCGUUGCAAACACCAUUCGAGGCCUGGCGGCAGGCUUUGGGAUUUCUUGUGCCAUAGUGGGGGCAUGUGGUGAUGAUGACCAAGGACAGAUGUUUGUAAAAAACAUGGAGACAUCAGGGGUCAAUCUUUCACGGUUAAGAAUCAAAACAGGGCCCACAGGACAGUGUGCAUGCCUGGUAGAUGCUAAAGGCAACCGCACAAUGCGUACAUGCCUGUCUGAUGCAGUGAGACUCCAGACUAACGAGUUAAAUGCUGAUGAUUUUAGAGGAUCUAAGUGGGUUGUGCUCAAUGGAUAUGGAUUCUAUGGGCAAGAGUUGGUGGAGAAAUCUGUUUGUUUGGCAAAGCAGGCGGGUGCAUUUGUGUCAAUGGAUUUAGCCAGUUUUGAGGUGGUUCGGAACUUUAGACCACAACUGCUAGAUUUGUUGAAGUCUGGGCAGAUAGAUCUUUGUUUUGCUAAUGAAGAUGAAGCAAGAGAAUUGAUGAGGGAUGAGCCUGACAGAGAUGCUGAGUCUGCUUUGGCACUUUUGGGAAAAUAUUGCUCUUGGGCUGUAGUAAUGCUUGGUCCCAAGGGUUGCAUUGCUCGACAUGGAAAUGAGACUGCUCGAGUUCUGGCGAUUGAGGGUACAAAUGUCAUUGAUACUACCGGUGCUGGGGAUUUAUUUGCAAGUGGUUUUCUUUAUGGAAUGAUAAAAGGCUUGCCAUUAGCAGAUUGCUGCAAAAUAGGCUGCUGUACUGGUGGAGCUGUCGUGCGUGCACUUGGUGGGGAGGUUGAGCCAGAGAGCUGGCUGUGGGCUUCUGGGCAAAUGCAGAGUCUUGGGCUUCCAACUCCAGAAUUUGCAAAUGCAGAGUGUUCUAUUCGAAGUUCAGCUCAGUAAUUAUUUUUGCAAGUUAGUGGAGAAGUUGUCAAAUCUCCACCUUGUUUUUGAGUUUUGAAAGAGCUAUCAAGUGGUUAAGUUAGUUUCAGUUUUGAUGAAAUAUUAUUUCAUCAAGCAAGUAAGACAAUGGCAAUAGUGCAAAGAUGUAGGAAUGACAUAAUAGUUGAGAAAUGUUUAGAGUACUGAAAAUGAAUAUUCAUGCGGGGAAAGAAUCUUUGGAUAUUUAUUUUGAAAUUCAAGCCUGGGAGCAAAAAAAUCCCUACAGAGCUGGAACUAGUAGCAUAGCGUAAUCAAACUGUGAGGAAACCCUUGAAUUGAAAGUUAUGCUGGGUUGAGUCUGAUAAUUUAUUAUCUUUGUAUGCCUCUUUUUUGACAUUUCUUGUCAAAUUCUUGCUCAUUGGAGAAAGCAAGAUUUAUGAA
Messenger RNA from Cryptomeria japonica (Japanese cedar), 1723 nucleotides. RefSeq lists its product as uncharacterized. Lineage: Eukaryota; Viridiplantae; Streptophyta; Pinopsida; Cupressales; Cupressaceae. Gene Ontology annotation, molecular function: kinase activity. The coding region runs from base 164 to 1303 and encodes 379 amino acids. The record is from RefSeq and is a predicted model, not a curated record. The transcript is spliced from 8 exons.